CAACAUUUAAAAAGAUCAUAUAGUACUAGAGACAUGUUCUUAAAACAAACCUCCACCAAUUUUGAACAACCGCAUCACUAUUGCUUCGCUUUUUUUCAUUCAAAUAAUAGGAUAUCACUUAUAUGAUCCGUGAUUAUUGCAGCAUUAUUUGAUUCAUUCAAAUAGCAGGAUAUCACGUAUCAGAAUAAAUGGAAAUAAUAUUCAAAAUAUAUGAGAUUAAUUGGAGCCAUCUUUUCUUUCUUUUUGCGUCCUAGAUUUUGAAAGCUCAAAAGUAUAAAUAAGAGGAAUUCACAACAAACAAGUAUAGAAGUUAGCAGUGUUGAACAACAUUCUGGCAUUGAAGAGAAUGGAGCGCGAUUGGGCAAAUUUAGAAGCGCUUGCACUCGGAUUGAUUUUAGAUAAAUUGGAAAGGGUUGAUCAAAUCUGGUUUGGUGCUGUGUGCAAGAAUUGGCUAUCAGUUGCAAAGCUUAACCAUCAAAAUCAAGAGUUGAGAAAUAAUGUAUUACCCAUGCUUAUGAUCCCAAAAACAAACCUAUCUUUGUAUGGCAUUUCAUCCAACAUAACGUAUGAAUUUCAAUUUCCAAUUCCUUCUUAUGAUAACUGUUGUGGAUGUAGCCAUGGAUGGAUUACAACAAUCCAUACAAAAUACCAUGCAUACUCUGAUAUGGAUAUAGUCAUAACUAUGUUUAAUCCUUUUAAGACUGUUUCUCCUAUUACUCUUCCACCUCUCAGAACAUGUAUUGAUUAUUAUGACGCACUAUUGCCCAAGGUUACUCUUUCUGCUGACCCUAUAACAAGCCCAAAUGAUUACGUAGUUGCAGUAAUCUAUACAAAGUGGAGUCGUCUUUCAAUUUUAAAAUCGGGGCAAACCAGUUGGACUUGUAUCGGCUAUUGCGAUUUUACGGAUGUCAUAGUUUUGGGAGAUUUCUUAUAUGUUUUGACUCAAAAAAAAAGUCUAUUAUCCUUCAAUCUUAGUUACUUAGAUGACCCCGAUCGCGCAAAGACGAUAAGUCCAAGUCCAGCUCCUGGUAUUCGGUUUCAUGAAGAUUUGAAAUGUUAUCUUGUCAAGUCAUUAGAGGGAGAUUUAUGGCUGGUGAGAAAGUUUUUGAGUGACUCCGAUCAUAAUGGAUUGAUAAAAUUUGAAGUGUACAGGUUUGAAUUCGAAUUUCAAAGGAGAAAGGUUCAAAGGAGAAAGGUUAAGCAAAUGGUGAAACUUGAAAGUCUCGGAGACAAUGUUUUAUUCGUAGGAGAAUGCGAUUCGAUUUCUGCAUCAGCUUCUCAUUUCUCUGGUAGUUUGAAACAAGAUUCUAUCUAUUAUAUUAACAAGGUUAAACAUUAUACGCCAUUUCAUGAGUACUGUGAACCAUUCAAUGUGGAAAUAUAUAAUGUAAAAGAUGGAAGCAUUUGUCAUCAGGAUCCAGAAUAUUCUUUUGUCAAACAUAUGCCUACUCCUUUCUGGGUUUUGAUGCCUCUUCAAUGAGAAUAGUAGGUUUAACAUUUUCUGGUAUUUUAUUCAAUGACAUAGUUUUCCAUGUUUCUUCAUUGUUGUAAUUAUAUUGAUAUUUAAAACU
This is a messenger RNA of Lathyrus oleraceus (garden pea), 1571 nucleotides long. RefSeq lists its product as uncharacterized. NCBI's taxonomy places the organism in Eukaryota, Viridiplantae, Streptophyta, Magnoliopsida, Fabales, Fabaceae. Bases 347 to 1480 code for a protein of 377 amino acids. The transcript has 2 exons. The record is from RefSeq and is a predicted model, not a curated record.